UCAUCUAACAUGUCGGGCGGUCCAGGACCGCCGCCCGGUGGUCGCAGCACCACGCCGGGCGGUUGGUCGCCCCUGCACUUUCGACCGACGACGCCGCCGCCCCCGAGAAUGGGCAGCCCGGCGUCCGGCAUGUUCGGCAACCGGCUGCCCCACGGAAUGCCCUGCCCCCGGCCCAGGUGGCCCGCGCCCAUGUCUCCGGUGCCGAUGCCGCCGCCUCCGCACGCUUUCUCGCCGCCUCCGCUCGGAUCCAAGCCCUUUCGACGCCCCAUGCAUCCGCCAUCCCCGGCCCCGACGAGAUGCAUGUCCCCGGCGGACGCCCCUUACUACAGGGGCAUCCAGCCGUACGCCCCGGACCACUUCAGGGGCGUGCAGACCUACUCGCCGGACUUGAGGGCCUCCUCGCAGACGCCGGACAAUUCGCGAAAUGCCCGCUUCACGCCCGCCUCGCAAUACUCCUCGGACUCGCCGUUCGGGCCGCCGUGCCGCGACUUCGAGUACGUGGGGGUGCCGCUGGAGCCGCCGCCGCUCCCGCGGAACUACGAUCCCGACGAGGAGGAGGACUCCGGACCGACCACCGCGGAGAUCAUCGCCAAUCAGUCGCAGGAUUAUAUCGACGAGAAGUUAG
Molecule: messenger RNA, 625 nt
Organism: Phyllotreta striolata
Lineage: Eukaryota; Metazoa; Arthropoda; Insecta; Coleoptera; Chrysomelidae
Source: the annotation of a GenBank genome assembly